AUGACCCGUACUGAGAGCCGACUUCUUUUCAAAAACGCUCUUGCAAUCUCUGUUCAUUCCAACCAAGAACCAUUUAUUGCAGAUGUGCUGGUGUCACACGAAGGGGUGAUAUCCUAUAUCGGACACGACAAAGCUGAAGAAGCUCAAAAUGCCGACAGGGUUAUUGAUGCGACUGGGAAAUGGCUUUUACCAGGCUUUGUUUCAGCACGUAGCCAUUUUUGGCAAAGUGGCUUUCCUGGUCACGCGUCGGAUAAAACUGUGAAUGAGUGGGCGGAGGCUAUUUAUUUUCCAGCCAAGAACAACCGUCGAUGA
Penicillium malachiteum is the source of this 312-nucleotide messenger RNA. RefSeq names its product Amidohydrolase 1. Bases 1 to 312 code for a protein of 103 amino acids. Lineage: Eukaryota; Fungi; Ascomycota; Eurotiomycetes; Eurotiales; Aspergillaceae. Gene Ontology annotation, molecular function: hydrolase activity, acting on carbon-nitrogen (but not peptide) bonds. The transcript has a single exon. The record is from RefSeq and is a predicted model, not a curated record.